GUGUAGUAGCCCUACUGGAAUUAGCAUUUAGAACUAUUUCCCAGGGUAGCACCGUGCUUUAUUCCACCCAUUGUUUCUUUGACGCUCUUUCUACAUCAGUUUCAGGAAAUUAGCUGUGGUAGGCGGUGUUUAGUGAUAAAAGGUGUACCUUCCCACGCGUUUUCCUUGUCAAGAAAAAAGCCUUAGGAGUUGUGACGAUCGCGAUCUUCCGCGAAGAGCAAAGCCUGGUUUUAGCCAUCUGUCACGAAGUUUACGUUGGAUUACUAAGCAGGGCAGGAGUGCGUUUUCCAGCAAAUGAGAUGUCAAAGCAGAUAGACGUAACGGUGCCGGACUCUGAAACAUUGAGCUCAGAGAAAUCUAAGCGAUUUACGGUAUACAAAGUACUGAUCAAACUACCAGAUGGAAGGAGCUACUUUAUUUUUAGAAGAUACAAUGAAUUUCAUCAGAUGUGUGAUAAGCUCAAAAAGCUUUACCCUGACUUGCAUCUUAAACUACCUGGCAAGAGACUAUUAGGAAAUAACUUUGACCCUGAGUUUAUCAAGAUCAGAAGAGAAGGUCUCAAUGAUGUCACACAAAAGAUCAUCAAUCACCCAAAAGCCAUUGAAAACCCUGAGGUGAGGGAAUUCUUCUCACUUGAUAAUCCAAAGAAUGCUGAGAACAAUGAUGAUGAUGACCAUCCUGGAGCUGAUGAGUCUGAGACUCAGGCAAAGGAUAUGGAUGUUGACUUAGCAGGAACAAAUAAUCCAAAGGCAAAACCCAGCGAUUUCUUGUUCUUAAAAGUGAUUGGAAAAGGGAGUUUUGGAAAGGUAUUCCUGUCAAAGAACAAGGCAGAGGAUAAAUUCUAUGCCAUCAAAGUUCUCAACAAGGCUGCUAUCAGGAAAAGAAAUGAGGCAAAACAUAUCAUGGCAGAACGGAACGUGCUGCUAAAGAAUAUCAAGCAUCCAUUUUUGGUGGGUCUUCACUACUCUUUCCAAACAAGGGACAAGCUUUACUUUGUUUUAGAUUAUGUCAAUGGUGGAGAGCUUUUCUUUCAUCUGCAAAGAGAGAGAUAUUUCCCUGAAGCAAGGGCAAAGUUCUAUGCUGCAGAAAUUGCAUCAGCAAUUGGGUAUCUACACUCUCUUAAAAUCAUUUAUAGGGACUUGAAACCAGAAAACAUUCUCUUGGAUUACAAGGGUCAUAUAGUUUUAACAGACUUUGGACUUUGCAAGGAGGGAAUAGAAACGUCUGGAACAACAUCAACAUUCUGUGGCACACCAGAAUACCUUGCACCAGAAGUUCUUAAGAAACAGGAAUAUGACAAUUCUGUUGACUGGUGGUGCCUUGGUGCAGUCUUGUAUGAAAUGAUGUAUGGUUUGCCGCCAUUUUACAGUCGCAAUACAGCAGAAAUGUAUGAUAACAUUUUGCACAAACCGCUGCGUCUGAGGAGUAACAUUUCUGAGAGUGCAAGGACCCUUCUUGCAGGGCUUCUGCAGAAGGAUCGCACUAAAAGAUUUGGACGAGAUGAUGAUUUUGAUGAAAUAAAGAAUCAUGCAUUCUUUAGAUCCAUUGACUGGCAGUUGUUAUAUGACAAGAAGAUAGACCCACCAUACAAUCCAAAUGUGAGUGGUCAACUGGAUCUAAAGCAUUUUGAUCCUGAAUUUGUGCGGGAACCAGUACCAGGAUCAGUUGGUAAAUCUGCUGACUCUGCUUUCUUGAGCGCCAGUGUUGAUGACCCAGAUGAUGCAUUUGUAGGCUUCACCUAUGUUCCCCCAACAGAUCUUACAGAAUGAGUUUCAACAAACAAUUUAACUUGAAUGUAAAUUUCCAAACAAUGCAUGAUAAUCAGAAGUUUAUCCUCACCAAGCUCAUCCCUUUUUUUUUUUUGGCAUCCUUUCUGCACUUUAUUCAUUAUAUGGUUAGCAUGUACUCACUAAGAAUCAGCAACUAUCUUGUUAAGUGAUGUAAAAAAUAAAAUCUUUGGUGAUCACUGUGGCCAAUUAACAGAAAGGAGAACAAGUAGAUACAUGUAGUGAAACUUAACUGCCAAAGCAUGAGUGACAAUCAUGAUUGGUUUAAGUCUUGGAUCUAAUUAGUAAAGAAGGUUGUACAAGAUUUUUAAACCUAUUGUAGAGCAUAGUUAGGGAAAACAAAAUCAAUUUGUCCAUGCUCUUUUGAAUUUAGUGACAACUUUCUCUGUGUUAGGUAACUCCCAAUGAAGAGAAAAAGAAAUCGGUUGAAACAUGCUUUAAACAAACACUUGUGAAUAUGAAAAUGAUUAUAUUAUAAGAAUUACAAUGUACAUAUACAAGGUGGUGUAUUCUUGAAUGGCAAUGGGCCUCUUGCAGGGGAACAAGCAAUGAGUGAAGAGAGAUUGCCAAAAAGUCUAAGUGUAGGAACCGUUUCAAGGAAAUGACCCUAAAGUGAUUUGUAUGGCAAACUCCAGAUUUAAAGAUUCUUGUGUACAACUUUACAGACCCAGCCUUUCCUCUUUCUUAUUUUCUUUUCAUAUUUUUUUUGUCAUUUUUCAAAAUUUCAGAGGCUUGUGAAGGUUGCCAUUAUUAUUCAUUGAGUGGUUUUGUUUGCGAGGUUUACUUUUCAGUUAAUUUGAAAUGUUAUUGUGUUUCACCAGAAAAUCCCUUAGAAAUCCUUAUUUGCUAGCUGGGUGAAUGACUGAUUAUGUGAUGUGUAAUUAAGGUAAAAGAAACUCCUGAUUUCUUCUUCAGAAUUCAUGAAGGUGUGAGUUUCAAUUUAAGUCAAAUGCUCCCCUAAAAAAAGUGCUAUUAAUUAAGUCAUGGUUGAUUUCCCUGUGAUUUGAGAAUUAUGGAAAAGUCUCUUGAAACAAAAGCAAUUAAGUAAAAGCACAACAUUCUUUUUAUUAAGAACUCACUUGGCAAUCAGCUGUCUCCAGUUUUCAACUGCUCUCUGCACUAUUCUGCUUAAUUGUGUCAUAUUUUUGGUCCGUGGCACACUAUAUUGACAUUCGCAACAUUUCUCAACACAAAAGUUAGGUUAUUAUUUUUCAGGUAUGAUAUUCUUUCAGUUUUGUUCAGACAUCGUUCUUGAAACUUGUUGAGCAAUAACAAUUUACAUUUUUGUAACCGUAAUACUUAACAUACAAUUGUCAAAAAAUUAAAUACAUCAAUGUGAUACAUAAAUAAAGUCA
This is a messenger RNA of Pocillopora verrucosa, 3142 nucleotides long. Its product is annotated as serine/threonine-protein kinase Sgk1-like. Gene Ontology annotation, biological process: protein phosphorylation. Gene Ontology annotation, molecular function: phosphatidylinositol binding; protein serine/threonine kinase activity; ATP binding. Lineage: Eukaryota; Metazoa; Cnidaria; Anthozoa; Scleractinia; Pocilloporidae. Gene Ontology annotation, cellular component: nucleus; cytoplasm. The record is from RefSeq and is a predicted model, not a curated record.